Messenger RNA from Phytophthora sojae, 312 nucleotides. RefSeq lists its product as hypothetical. The annotation marks the transcript as partial. NCBI's taxonomy places the organism in Eukaryota, Oomycota, Peronosporomycetes, Peronosporales, Peronosporaceae. The transcript has a single exon. The record is from RefSeq and is a predicted model, not a curated record.
AUGUGGAAGGGGACGCUCUUCCUCCACUACAAGCGACUCCAGAAGGGCUUUAUCUUCUUCUCCACGGUGGCUUCGCUCACUGGGUCGGACAACCGCUGGCGCAUUUGGGAGUGGAUUUCAGUGCAAGGCCACGAGGUCCUUAUCUUCCUAUUCUACGCGGUCUUGGGAUACAUCUGCAGGUGUCAACAAUUCCGCUUCAGUGAGCUGGAAAACCUGGAAAUUGCCAUUGACGAGGGCAAUGAAAGGCAAAAUACAGUGGCGGAGAAUGCUUCGGGUGACCCUGUGAGCAGCUCGAGUAUCAUUCCGGUGAUU